Molecule: messenger RNA, 1968 nt
Organism: Larimichthys crocea (large yellow croaker)
Lineage: Eukaryota; Metazoa; Chordata; Actinopteri; Sciaenidae
Product: transcription factor Spi-B
Exons: 6
Coding region: 471-1289 (272 amino acids)
Biological process (GO): cell differentiation; regulation of transcription by RNA polymerase II
Cellular component (GO): nucleus
Molecular function (GO): DNA-binding transcription factor activity, RNA polymerase II-specific; sequence-specific DNA binding
Source: RefSeq, a predicted model, not a curated record
CUACACAUGUCUCCCUUCUGUUUCUAUCUACCACACUUAAUUAUUAUUAUUAUCAAUUAUCGCUGCAUUGUUCAGCCGAAAACAUAAAGCCAACUCAUUAUCUUCCAUGGUACCUCUGUAACAAUACCUAAAACGAUAAGAAACCACAGAUACACCACACAUUUUGUUUCCAUGGAAUAAAACUUCAAACACUAAAACCUCACUGAAAAAGCUGUUGGAUUAAAUAGGCAAACAAUCUGACAAGAAAGACAACCUUUACUUUGUAAACCACUCCCACUCAACACGACUGGCCAAAGGGGCUUGGCCAAAAAUGUGCAAAGACUUAUAAGAGAGGUAAAAUGCAGGUGGAGCAUCAUCAUUCAGGUGAGCAUUCACAUGCUCUUGUCUCCACCCUUUAUUGCCCGAGGAUACUACUUCACUGAAGCAGAAACAGGAGUACAUCUCUGACUUAACGAGGUUGUCCUUUAAGUAUGUUGGCACAAAUGGAGACGAUGGCUUACAUGACCGAGAUCAGACUGAGCGGAGAUCGGAGUGCCUGGAGUGGAGUGGCUCCCUCCACCUGCCCUGAGGUGGAUCUGGAGGUCAUCGAGGAGUACCUGCAGGAGCACUCACUGGAGGUCCAGCCUGCACACACACCUUCAUCGCCCCCGACCGCUGUGGGACAACAAACGCACACACACUCCUACCAGGGGACUAAGAUUAUAGAGAACAGCUGGUUAGGUCAGCAUCCGUAUAAGUGGCACUGUGGCUCUCAUACUCCAAACGAGGAAUAUGAAGAUCAAGCCCUGCCUCCAGCCUGGCGUAGUCCCCAUGACAACCAAUGGGAGCACAUUGCAUAUUCCUAUGACCUGCCUGCAUACAUUGACUCAGACUCCCAGUCCAGUAGCUCCCAGUAUCAGGAAUACCAAGACUCCCCAUCACCGUCAUCAGACAGCGGGGGCAGGAAGGACAGAGAAUCCUUGCCUCUUGCUCCACUUUCAGGAAAGAGGAAGGAGCGGUUGUUCCAGUUCCUAUUUGAAAUGCUCCAGACGCCAUCGAUGCGGAGCUGCAUUUGGUGGGUACAGUCCUCCUCCGGCACGUUCCAGUUCUCCUCACAAAACAAAGAGCGCCUGGCACAGCUUUGGGGCCGGCGAAAGGGUAAUCGCAAGACCAUGACCUACCAGAAGAUGGCACGGGCGCUGAGGAACUACUCUCGCACUGGCGAGAUUCAAAAGGUGAAGAGGAAGCUCACCUACCAGUUCGAUGAGAAGACGCUGAGAGGCCUACAAGGACACUCCAACACAUUGUAGGAAGCAUGCUGAUGAGCAUAGAAAUAUAAUAAGCACAAUGGAUGUUCAGAGAAAAUCAUGUCCUUUCUGUUUAUUCUAAAUCUAUGGUAUGAAGAAACAAACAAAUACUAAGUAUUUGAAAAGCCAGAAUAUGAAUCACUGUUGGUCUGUCUGUAGAUACAGAACCAUACUGGAGAUGGUACAAGGACUAAACAGGAGAAGUUACUGGUCAGCUGGCAUUAAAAAUUCUGUAAAUCUGAAAGGUUAUCACAUAAUAUCUACGUUAUAAGUAGAACUUAAAUUGUUCGCAAAAUAAAAGUUGUGGUUUACUGUUUUAUGUUUUUACAUGUGUGCUGAUUCUAUAUUGCAGAUAUUCAGCAGAUAAAAGAUCAUUUUGUAGACUUCUUCACAAAAUUAGGUUGCAUAAACAUGAUAUGUUUGUGUUUAAAUAUCCUUUUUUUAUGAAUAAAUCUGAAAAUACUUUCAUAAUACCUGACAUGUUUGUUCUAUGUGUCUGUCUUUCGAUCUGUCUGUGGAAAUUAAGUUGUAAUGCAUAUCAACCAAAUAAACACAGAUUUUAAAACCGAAGCAAGCACACACACAAACACACACCAAUAGCCAAACAUGUAUGCAAAGAUAGCAUGCACUGUAAAAACAGACCUGUUAAUCAAUAACAUCUACAAAGUCCACUAACAUACAC